This is a messenger RNA of Coregonus sp. 'balchen', 31415 nucleotides long. The record is from the annotation of a GenBank genome assembly. Lineage: Eukaryota; Metazoa; Chordata; Actinopteri; Salmoniformes; Salmonidae.
AGAUUCCUAGCUGGUGUGUGAUAUAAAGGGAGGAGAUGGAAAUGGCCGUCACGAUUGGGCCAGACAGCCUGCUCCAGGUCAAUGGAGCCGACCAGGGAGGCAGCCGCUGGAAGCAGCCUAACGACGACUCAGUAAGAUGGGAUUGAAAGAUGAAGUAGUGAUGCGGUUCCCCAUGUUUGUUCUUUUUUUUAGUUGCCGGGAUUUAAAAAAUGUUUAGGUGGGUGUUAGGGAGGACCAUCUUGCUCAGUAAUGGUAGGGGAAACACUAAAAGACUUGACACUGAGAAUUGCUGUUGGUUGAGAAUUGUAGUGUGUAGGUGUGAAAGACUGACACGGCGCAAAGAACUAGGGUCUAUCUAUUUCCUAUAUGGUCAUCUUUUGUGUUUUGAACAAUGGUGAAAACUGAAAUGUGUGUGUGUGUGUGUCCAGGACCGCAGCUCCAGUCCGUCUGUCUUGCGCUGUGUGACCAGCACGUGGAAGGAGGGCUUGCUGAACAGAAAGAGGCCAUUCGUGGGCCGCUGCUGCCACUCUUGCACGCCACAAAGUCAGGUGAGCCCAGCUGUGGUCUAGUUUACUCUAGUCUAGCCGUAGGGUUACUCAAACCCCAGCCUGGUGAUCCCAAGUAUUGCUGGGGGGGGGGGGGGGGGGGGGGUGUUCAUUAGGGCAUGACGUUUUCGCGACGGAAAAGGACUUCUCCAUUUCAGGUUUUCUUCCGUUUCGUGCCUACUGAACAUGACCCAGGGUCAUGUUCAUUACACCAAACAGAAGAAAAUGGACUGAAACAGGAAGGGACUAGGUCCAGGUCCUAGGUCCAGAUUUGAAUUAAUUCCACCUGGAGGACAAAAAAAGUAUUCCACUGAAUAGAUUCUGUGGAUGAUUCUCCACUCUUCUGCUCCGUCCAACAUUUUAGGUAGACCCAAACCACUGUUGGUGAUAUUCUAUUUUUAGAACCCCAGAGCAUGAACUUAUUCAUAAGCUUUUGUGUCCCAGCUUGCAAUAGAUUUACCUGACAGAGCUCCUCUGUUUUCUUCCAGGAGAGACUCUUCAACUCGAGCAUUCCUUCUCUAGGACUGCGCAAUGUGAUUUACAUAAAUGAGACACACACCAGGUAAACCAGUAAACCCACGACAGCACUUAAGUCAUUGGUCGGAGAGACCAUAUUGAAAGGCUCCCUUUAAUAGACCUUAUUCACGUGGCGGUGUAUUCAAACACUCGUGCUGACAUUCAACGUAUUUCCAGCACGCAGGUUUGACACCUGGUACAGUAUAGUAGAUAUGCUGGUCUAGUACUGUACUUCAAACGACAUGUACUCACCACUAGUCCAUGAAGCUCAUGGUGUCCCUGUGAAACAGUGGAAACCUAAAAGAUGAAUAAUUGACUGUCAGCGGACACGGUCCACUCAUAUCCGGUGACUGACCUCAGUGAUCCCAAAGUUGACAAUAGAUGCCUUGUGCUUUACAAAACAGGACAAAUGCAGAUGUUUUUCAUAUCAACAAAACACCAACUUGUACAUUUGACAAGAUGAGUCAUGACAGGUGGAUUUUGGUGGUGGUAGGGUUGUAAAAUUGCUAAGUAGAAAUUGCUCUCUUGUAAAUAAUGACCAAAGUAUUUCACUGUAACUAUAUUACUGUACAAGAUAAUAUAAACAGUUCCACCCAAGUUGAUCCUGUGCAUUGGUGGACUACAGCUGUUACAAUGUAAUAGUUAUUUCUAAUUUGUUUCUAUAUGGCUACGGUAACAAUGUUAAUAGUAUAUCAUUGUGAUUGGGUGCACUCAGACUGUCGCGGUUACUGUGUGUAUGCACAGUAUGUGACAAGAGUAUUCCCUGUGGCCUUGCAGACACCGGGGCUGGCUGGCCCGCAGGCUCAGCUACGUGCUGUUUGUCCUGGAGAGGGACGUCCAGAAGGACAUGUUCGCCCGCAACGUGGUGGACAAUGUACUCAACAACAGCAGGUAUCACAGAGAGACAGAAAGAGGGGAACGGGAGGGAUGGGGAGGGCCACUCCUGCAUUGUCUUGGCUGUGUGCUUAGGGUUGUUGUCCUGUUGGAAGGUGAACCUUCCCCCCUGACUAGUCUCCUGCUGAAUUAAGAUUACUUAAUCUCCUUUUGAACUGACUUCAUAGACUUUGAAGACAAACCAGCCCUUGGUUUCACACCUCUAAUGUAUUUAUAUCUGAGGUCAUGAAGUAAAGGAAAGGAGCUAAUGUAUUGGUGCACAGCCAAAGAAACAAAGCAGACAACUCUCAGAUCAUGAGUUUAGCAGUGCACUUGUAAUGGUAAUUUCCCAUGAACAGUACCCUUGAAACAGUCAUGUCCUGAGAAUAGGGGUCUUGAAACAGUCAUGUCCUGAGAAUAGUGGUCUUGAAACGGUCAUAUUCUCAGCAUAGCUCCCUUGAAAGUCGGAGGUUUGAAAGGCAUUAUACUCAAUUAGCUUUUGACCUUCAAGGAGAAGACUAAUGCUCAUCUCUGACAGUACUUGUCUGUCCCAGGGUGGAGAGUGCCAUUGUGGAGGUGGCCACUGAGUUGGACCCUACGGCCACCGAGGCCGGGGUGGAACGUAAAGCGGUCAGCAAGGUGAGGCGGAAAGCCAGAGGGUUCCUGCAGGAGAUGGUGGCCAACAUCUCACCCGCCUUCAUCAGGUACAGCACCUUUCAGCGAGUCCUCUACUCUCAAAUCACUCAAUGUAAUGUUCUUUGGCACUGGCAGGGUUCCCACCAACCUUUUUGAAAUAAUUGAAAAUGGGUGACAUCCUGGAAAGUCAUGGUUGAGGAAUCACAAUGUCCUUGACAAGUCUGAAUGUGUGGUUAUUUUCUAACAAAUGUAUGGUUUUGUCUAUGGAUAUUGCUGACAAUCAGUUAUAUAACACAGAUUUGAAUCAAUCCUCAUGCUAGUUCUAAUCAAUGUAAGCAGUGCUCAAAGGAAGAAGACCAUAGCAUGUCGGUUUGUCCCUGUUACAAAGAAAGUUGCUGAACUCAAAAAUGUGUCAGGGACAACGUCACUGAAGGAGCCAUACUUGUAAAUUUUUGUCUUUCAGGUUGACAGGAUGGGCGCUUCUCAAGCUCUUCAAUGGCUUCUUCUGGAGCAUCCAGAUCCACAAAGGCCAGCUGGAGAUGGUGAAGAAAGCUGCUACAGAGGUUAGAAUCACUGCUAACAUUUUAUACUGCUGGCAUGAUGCUGUUGCGACAGUGUGAAAAAUGUCCUCAUGUUUAGAAUAUGUAAAUAAAAUAACUUUUUGAUAGUUUUUAAAAUUUUAUGCAUAAUCAGAGUUAAAUUUGUCAUUAAAGGUACACUAUGGAAUUUUGAGUUGCUAAUUGUUCACCUCAAAUGUUGGCACGUGUUGACUGUAUGGUUCAUGGAAUAAUAUAAAUAAAUGUCUUGCUUCAUUAAACCAUACAAACCUUAGUCCUGGUAAAUCAUGGGACCCUUUCUGUCUCGAGAGCAACCCCGGGAACAGAUCUUCCGCAAUGUUACCUUAACUGUCUUUUUUGUUGUUGAUAAAGCUACGCCAGUCUUAUGUCAAGUCAGCUAAACUAAAGAUGUUGUUCAGAUUACCCUUACCACCUUUAACCAUUAUUGAUUGCCCUAUCACUUCCAUUGAUUGUUAGCUAUUGAUGGCUUGAGUUAGCUGAGGUUUGUAGUGGCUGUUUUAAAGAAACCAAGCCAUGGAUUGGAUUAUAGUUUCUGGUGGCCAAUGCUGUUGAUUACUUUCAGGGUUAGGGAACAGCUAACUUCCUGAACGUACACUUUUAUAGGGCGUUCACUCACUGCUCUAGAAUGUAGUGAAAUACGGGUAAAUUCAAGAGGGUGCUACUAAAUUAAUGUCUAAACCUAAUUUUCUUUAGCCUUUGUCAUUAUGAAUCGCAUACAAAUAAUCAAUAGAUUGUUCUCUACAAUAUUACAACCUUUAAUAUGCUUGUACUUAAUAGUGUUGAUUAAAUAAUUUUAGUUUGUUGUGACCAUUCCUAGUUUAUAUUGCCCUAGUCUUGGUUGUAUUUCUUUCAUAUUUCGGCAUUGGGAGGUGGUAACAUUAGGCGUUUCCGCGCUUUGGAUUAAUCAAACUCGUCUUGAUACCCUCUUCAUUUUCAUCUCCAGAUCCGUGCCUUUCUAUUCCUCUAACCCUGGUCAAUCAAUGUUGACAGGGGCUGUUUCUAUGGCAAUUUAAAGGGGAAGACUCACAAAAUUUACAAUGAAAACUGGAACAGAUUUUUUUUGAGGUAGGGUAGAUAUGGAAAUUCAGUCUUAACUUUAUACUGAAAUAUAAAAAUAUAAAUGCAACCAUUUCAAAUAUUUUGCUGAGUUACAGUUCAUAUAAGGAAAUCAGUCAAUUGAAAUGAAUUCAUUAAGGCCCUAAUCUAUGAAUUUCACAUGACUGGGUAGAGGCACAGCCAUGGGUGGUCCUCUGGGGACCACACCUGUCAGGUGGAUGGAUUAUCUCGACAAAGGCUAAAAUGCUCACUAAUAGGGAUGUAAACAAAUUUGUGCAAUUUUCUUUAGAGAAAUAAGCUUUCUUUGCGUAUGGAAAAUGUCUGGGAUCUUUUCUUUCAGCUCAUGAAAUAUGGAACCAACACUGUUAUUGCGUUUAUAUAUUUGUGUGUGUACAGUGCAUUCGGAAAGUAUUCAAACCCCUUGACUUAUUCUAAAAUGGAUUAAAUAGUUUUUCAGUAUUCAGACCCUUUACUCAGUACUUUGUUGAAGCACCUUUGGCAGCAAUUACAGCCUCAAGUCUUUUUGGGUAUGACGCUACAAGCUUCGUACACCUGUAUUUGGGGAGUUUUUCCCCAUUCUUCUCUGCAUAUCUUCUCAAGCUCUGUGAGGUUGGAUGGGGAGCGUCGCUGCAUAGCUAUUUUCAGGUCUCGCCAGAGAUGUUCGAUCAGGUUCAAGUCCAGGCUCUGGCUGGGCCACUCAAGGACGUUCGAUGACUUGUCCCGAAGCCACUUCUGCAUUGUCUUGGCUGUGUGCUUAGGGUCAUUGUCCUGUUGGAAGGUGAACCUUCGCCCCAGUUUGAGGUCCUGAGCGCUCUGGAGCAGGUUUUCGUCAAGGAUCUCUCUGUAAUUUGCUCCAUUCAUCUUUCCCUCGAUCCUGACUAGUCUCCCAGUCCCUGCCUGAAAAACACCCCACAGCAUGAUGCUGCCACCCCCAUGCUUCACCGUAGGGAUGGUGCCAGGUUGUGGAGAAGUACAGAUCAGGGUUGGGUUAUAAAAAAAUAUCAGAAACUUUGAACAUCCCACGGAGCACCAUUUUUAAAAUCCAUUAUAAAAAAAUUGGAAAGAAUAUGGCACCACAACAAACCUGCCAAGAGAGGGCUGCCCACCAAAACUCAUGGACCAGGCAAGGAGGGCAUUAAUCAGAGAGGCAACAAAGAGACCAAAGAUAACCCUGAAGGAGCUGCAAAACAUAUGGAAGAAGGUACUCUGGUCAGAUUAGACUAGACUAAAAUUGAGCUUUUUGGCCAUCAAGGAAAACUAUGUCUGGCGCAAACCCAACACCUCUCAUCACCCCGAGAACACCAACCAUGUUUUUCAUUGGCAGGGACUGGGAAACUGGUCAGAAUUGAAGGAAUGAUGGAUGGCGCUAAAUACAGGGAAAUUCUUGAGGGAAACCUGUUUCAGUCUUCCAGAGAUUUGAGACUGGGACGGAGGUUCACCUUCCAGCAGGACAAUGACCCUAAGCAUACUGCUAAAGCAACACUCGAGUGGUUUAAGGGGAAACAUUGAAAUGUCUUAAGCCCAGACCUCAAUCCAAUUGAGAAUCUGUGGUAUGACUUAAAGAUUGCUGUACACCAGCGGAACACAUCCAACUUCAAAGUGGUAGGAAUGUUGUGUAAAUCAAGUGAUACAAACCCCCCAAAAAUCAAUUUUAUUUGUAAGGCAACAAAAUAGGAAAAAUGCCAACGGGGGUGAAUGCUUUCACAAGCCACUGUAUAUGUAUGUGUGUGUGUGUACCCCCCCCCCCCAGUUCCAGUUUUCAUUGUGAAUUUCUGAGUCUUCCCCUUUAACUGCUACAUUUUGUUUUGUAUUCCGUGGAUUUCAUUUUAGAAAAAGCCCAUGUUAUCACACACAAACCUGCAGCUACUAGCUAGCCUGUCAGUUGACGUUCGAAGUUUGCGCCAUUCUGCCCACGGAGCAGUGACCGAGUUCUAUUGAGCAGCGACCACUUUUUGACCAUGGUGUUAAUGACAUUCUAUUCACUCUAGUCAUGCAAAUUUCUCUGAGUAAAUCAUCUAACUUUACAACUAUAAAUAUGGUAGAGACAUAGGGUCUGGACUAUUGUUUUUCUGAUGCAAUUCUCUAUUGAAUGAAAUAAUCAAUUGUAUGGGUGAACACCAUACCCUUUAACCAUGGCCUAAACUAAGUUUCAUUUUUUUUUUUUUUUUUUGUGUGUGUUUUGCAGUACAACGCUCCCCUUGUCUUCCUGCCCGUGCACAAGUCUCACAUCGACUACCUGCUCAUCACCUUUAUCCUCUUCUGCCACAACAUCAAGGCUCCCCACAUCGCCGCCGGCAACAACCUCAACAUCCCCAUAUUCAGGUGAGCCUUCAACUGGAAGAGGACCCAUCUAGAUGCUGAUCUAGGUCCGUCCCCCCUUCGCCUAAUGAUUUUAAGAGUAGGAUUUGGGAAGGGUAAACUGAUCCUAGAUCUGUGCCUAACUAUCUGGCACUACCUGGUGAAAGCUGAUGAUCUCAGGUCUGAUAAUGGAUGAAGUUAUCAAGCUAGGAGAAACUGAACCUAGAUCUGCACUUGGAAGAAAAUCUAUUUAUAUUCACCUGUGCAAUGUGGGAGCUAGCCUAGCCAUUACAUAUUUGUUUGAAAUAUGCCAUCCAGAUGCAGGGUUGGUUUAGUUUUCUUAUUAGACUGUAUUAUCUCAGUGAAUGACUGGGCUUGCUUGUUUUUUCAGCACAUUGAUACGUAAAUUGGGAGGAUUCUUCAUUCGGCGAAAACUCGACGAGACGCCAGACGGAAAGAAGGACGUCUUGUACAGAUCUCUAUUAUAUGUAGUAAGUCUACAAAGGAGAAUGGUAUCCCCUUCACAGUACUAAUUAGCCUAACAGCUCUAUGUGUGUCUGUCCAUGAGGGAAAAAUCAUGUGUGUGUGUGUCCAUCUGUCUGUAGUGAAAAGGGCCUCUGGGGUUCUGCUAAUGGCUUUGGUGUUUUACACCCCGUUUGGUAAAUGUGGAUAGGCUGGCUAAACUAGUUCUAGCUGUGUGUUGACCUUGUGUUGAUUUAGAGCUGUCAAGUUGUGGGUGUUUCGGAAAUAUUUCUGCUAUUAUCACAGUGGGAAUCAUGGGCGCGGUGGCGCUAAAUGUCUGGGUUUGAUUUAAUAAAUGAGUUGUAGGUGUGACAAGGGCUACACCAUUCGCUGGCCAAUAAACGUUCUCCAUGCCUAAAUACUGAAUGCGAUUUGCUUCAAGUUGUGUAGGUUAUUGAGGGUCUUUGUUAUCAUCAACUCUAAUUCGGCUGGAGGGCCCGGAAUGUUCUCGACCUAGGCCAUUGUGGAUUGAUACUGUUUAUUAAAUGGCAUACAGUAACGAAUAAUAAUAACAACAGUAAAAUGCUUCCAGAUUUUCUUAAUAUGGUUGUCGUUUUUGCAGUCCACAAUGUUCUAGUUGGCUUCAACAUGUAGUAGGGCUGGGCGAUAUGGUCUAAAAAUCAUAGCUCUAUUUUCUAUCUAACUUAUCUCUAUACUUAUUUAAUUUUUAUAUUUGUUUUUACUGUUCUCUCUAAAUAAGCUUUGUUGCACAACAAAAGGUCAAUACACUGCAUUUCAAACAGUCAGGAAUAAUCUAAUAAAUUCAGGGCUUGUACAAUUAUACCUAGGCUAAAUAAAAGCCUUCCACAACCAUAAGGCCCACUAAUUAUUUUAUGAAAUUAGUUUAACCUGCUUUUUUUGCAAUAAUCACUGAUCUGGCUUUCAAGUCUAUGAAAAUGCCAUUUUUGUUACAAAUUUAACCAGAACCAUGCACCUCUACUAAUAAUUACCAACUUCUUGUAGCAGGUAUUAUAGAAAAUGAAUACGGGUCUCCUAAACAAUCUCUCAAGCACAAGCCCCACGUGCUAGUGAGUAGCCAGCUAAUCUUUAUAUUUAAAGUGUAGCCAACUUGGAUUUAUUUGCUUGCUAACAAGGUUGAAUAGUUGAACUGUUAUGAAUAGACCCUCGGGGGGGGUAAAUUGUAUUGUCACAUUCUCAAUAGGCAAGAUAAAUUCCCCGUUGAUAUGGCUAUAUAGGACUGAAUAAUUUUUAAUACGUUGGAGGACCUUGUCUUUGGUAAUUGGAUGAGACAUUCUCUUUAAAAAUGGGGAUGGACACUUGAAAUGAAGAAUGGAGGCUUGUGAAUUAUGCAAAAGCAUGAGGGCAAAAACCUCCAUAGGCUACUUGGCUAAUACAUUGUAAGGUUUUUAAAAAGACACGCCUACGCAUUGCUGUUGAAUCAAACUUUGUUAUAGUAGGGUAGUCUGAGGGCUUGGUUGUUAAUCUAAUGAACCGGGGGGAAGCAAUUGUGCAGGAAAAUAACUGACUAAAUACGAGGGCCACUGGCAUCAUCGCAUCUCUCGUUCCAUGAUGGGUCUAUUUCCCAGCUCUGCCAAAUGUCACGGGGCUAUUUAAAGCCAAAGCAUCGCUCACCUAAAGCCUUUACACUGUCCGGAAGCUGUAGACCAGUUGGAACACAUUACAUUUAUUGCAGAAUGGGGCCAAAAGCUCACACACACCAUAACUGUGGUCGGUUGACCGCAGUAGGGGGAUGUUGCAUCUCUUGCUUUCACCGCGGUGUGUUAUAGGGACCACCUGCUGGGUGCCGACGAGCGGUGGCUACUUGCACCAAUUCAACACGUAGAAUUGUCAGAAAAUUAACAAAUGUCAGCUGGUAUUCUGGUCAGAGGCACUAGGUUGCACUGGGCUGCCCAUCGUUCUGGUGUGUGUUGUACACCUGGGAGUAGAAAUGGUCUAUUUUGUACUAGAUGAGUAGAUGUCAUGAAUUUAACCCAUGUAAGCAUGUCAAACAGCUAAAUGAUCAUAUUGCUAAUCCCUUCCCCCUCCCCCCAGUACACGGAGGAGUUGCUGAGGCAGCAGCAGUUCCUGGAGGUCUUCCUGGAGGGCACGCGCUCCCGCAGCGGCAAGCCCUCCCCGGCACGCGCCGGCAUGCUCUCCAUCGUGGUGGACGCCCUGUGCAACGGCGUCAUCCCCGAAGUGAUGGUGGUGCCCGUGGGCAUCUCCUAUGACCGCAUCCUCGAGGGCAACUACAACAGUGAGCAGCUGGUACGGACGUGUGUUGGUGGUGGGGGGGGGGGGGGGGGUGGUGGUAAGUGUGUGUGAUUGGUUCUGUGUGUUGGAUUUGUGUUGGCGUACGUUUUGUAGUUGGGGGAAUAUCUCUGAAUACCGCCCUAAACGUGUAUGUAUUUAUUUUCUGUAAGUAUAUACCAUAGAGCUUUGUGUGAAUGAUAUGUCUAUGUCUACAACCCUCUCAGGGGAAGCCCAAGAAGAAUGAGAGUCUGUGGGGCGUCGCUUGCGGAGUGUUACGGAUGCUGCGGAAGAACUACGGCUGUGUGAGAGUGGACUUCACCCAGCCAUUCUCUCUAAAAGUGAGGACAGGGAGCGAGACCUUAACACAAGCCCCCUCUGUGAAGCGCCUAUCUUAACUGAACCCUUUGAAAAUGUCAACUAGCCAACUCCCUCUUUUUUUUUUUACCUACCAAAUGUCAACUAACUCACAUUGUAAAGUACACCAGAGUCGUGUUAAGGUCACGAUAUAGAAAACGAUAAUUAGCGUUUGUUACUGGACAAGUCCAGAUAGUCCCUACCUGUUUCAGUCCGUUGUAUUUCGUGUGGUGCCUAAUGAACACGUCCCAGUCUUACCCGCUCACAAACAGAAAGGAGAUGAAAUUCAUCUUAAAUAUAGUUAUUGUAUAAGUGGGUCAGACUUGUGGAAACACUGUGGGUGAAAUGUGUCACACGAGUACUGGGCCCGGUUUCCAAAAGCAUCUUAAGGCUAAAUUCAUCGUUAGAACUUUCAUAGGAGCAUUGAUAAAUCUCCAAGCUGUUUCUCAAAACCAUUGCGACUUAUUUAGAACAGCUAAGUGCGUCGUCAGAUGCUUUUUUUCCUUUCCGUGUCACUUUACACAGAAGGCUCCGCUAAACAUGGAAUUACAUUUUAGUCAUUUAGCAGACGCUCUUAUCCAGAGCGACUUACGUGAGCAAUUAGGGUUAAGUGCCUUGCUCAAGGGCACAUCGACAGAUUUUUCACGUAGUCGGCUCGGGGAUUAGAACCAGCGACCUUUCGGUUACUGGCACAACGCUCUUAACCACUUACCUACCUGCCGCCCUAGAAUCAAGAUGUUUAUCUGUCUCUCGGAACGCUGAUAACUUCAGAAGGAAAUUGACUACAAAUAAAGUUCCCAAUGUCUUUUCAAUUGUUAAACGAAGGAAGGGUUAAAAGAUGCUUCAAAUGCAGAUGACUGCAUUAAGAGAAAUACAGUAUAGGCUACAUAGACCUAUAUAUUUUAAUCAUAUUGAAAUACAUUUCCAUGUUCAAUCGAGUUCUACACAGUGUACAAAACAUUAGGAACAACUGCGAUUUCCAUGACAGACUGACCAGGUGGAAGCUAUUAUCCCUUAUUGAUGUCACUUGUGAAAACCUGGAUGGACUGAGACAGGGAUUGUUUGUGUGCCAUUGAGGGUGUAUGGGCCAAACAAAAUAUUUAAGUGCCUUUGAACUGGGUAUGGUAGUAGGUGCCAGACGCACCGGUUUGAAUGUGUCAAGAACUGCAACGCUGCCGGGUUUCUCACGCUCAACAGUUUCCUGUGUGUAUCAAGAAUGGUCCACCACCCAUUCUUGAUACAGAAUGGUACUGUAACAGUGUAUUUUGCUAAUUGUAUGCUACGGUCUAAUUUCUCCCUCAAUACAUUUAUGAUAUGUGCAAUGAUGUACCACAUCUGUGAUUAGUGCAUUAAUAUAGCCUAGGGUGAGCAUUAGACUAAGCCGCCUCAAUAGAUUGUUUUUCCCUCACCCAUUUACACAAUACCCCAUAAUGACAAAGUGAGAAAAUGUUUUGACAUUUCUUUUUACAAACUUACUGAAAAUGAAAUGCAAAAAUAACUAAUUUACAUAAGUAUUCAUACCCCUGAGUCAAUACUUUGUAGAAGCACCUUUGGCGGAGAUUGCAGCUUUGAAUCAUCUUGGGUAUGUCUAUCAGCUUUGCACAUCUGGAUUUGGGGAUUUCUCCCAUUCUUCCUUGCAGAUUUUCUCAAGCCCUGUUAAGUUAAAUUGGGAGCGGCGAUGAACAGCAAUCUUUGUCUUUCCACAGAUUCUCAAUGGGAUUCAAGUCUGGGCUUUGGCUGUGCCACUCAAGGACUUUCCCAUUCUUGUUCUGGCUGUAUGCUUGGGGUCAUUGUCCUGUUGGAAUGUAAAUCUUUGCCCCAGUCUAAGGUCAUUUGCACUACUCUGAAGUAGGUUCUCAUCAAGGAUUUGCCUGUUCAUUGUUCCCUCCUAUCCUUACCAGUCUCCCAGUCCCUGCUGCUGAAAAGCAUCCUCAAGGCAUGAUGCUGCCACCACCAUGCUUCACGUUAGGGAUGGUUUUGAAGGGUGAUGAGCUGUGCCUGGUUUUCUCCAGACAUGGCGCUUUGCAUUCAGGCCAAAGAGUUGUCUCAUCAGACCACAGCCUUUUUGCAAACUCCAGGCAUGCCGUCAUGCCUUUUUCUCAGGAGUGGCUUCUGUCUGGCCACUCUCCCAUAAAGCCCAGAUUGGUGAAGUGCUGUAGACUAUCCUUCUGGCAGGUUCUCCCAUCUCAGCCAAGGAACUCUGUAGUUCUGUCAGUGUGGUCAUUGGGUUCUUGGUCAUCUCCCUGACCAAGGUCCUUCUUGCUCCGUUUGGUCGGACGGCCAGCUCUAGGCAGAGUCUGGGUGGUUCCAUAUUUUUUCAAUUUCCCAAUGAUGGAGACCACUGUGCUCUUGGAAACUUUCAAUGCAAUUGUUUUAUACCCUUCCCCAGAUAUAUGCCUCAUCACAAUUCUAUCUCUGAGAUCUACGGACAGUUCCUUGGACUUCAUGGUAUAGUUUCUGCUCUGACAUGCACUGUAAACUCUGGGACCUUACAUAAACUGGUGUUUCUUUCAAAAUCAUGUCCAAACAAUUGAAUUGGCCACAGGUGGACUCCAAUCAAGUUGUAGUGACAUCGCAAGGAUGAUCAAAGAAAAUUGGAUGCAGCUGAGCUCAAUUUGAAGUGUCAUAGCAAAGGGGUGUGAAUACUUAUGUAAAUUAGACUUUUGUAUUUCAUUUUCAAUAAAUGUGCAGACAAUUCUAAAAACAGGUUUUCACUCUGUCAUUAUGGGGUAUUGUGUGUAGAUGGAUGAGGGGGGAAAAAUCGAUUUAAUCAAUUGUGUAUUCAUGCUGUAACACAACAAAAUGUGGAAUAAGUAAAGGGGAAUGAAUAGGUUCUGAAGGCACUGCAGGUGAUAUCGCUCCGUCAGUAUUGUGAAGUAAUUCCAACGACACACUUAGGGAACGUUCUCUCUUCGUGGUGUUUUGGGAAAUGCACGUUACAACUUCGACCGUUAUAGGAACGAUGCAUCGUUAAAACACUCGUUAGCCUAAAUUCCAUCGCUAUCGGGAAACCCAGCCCUGAUCUGUGCAAAGAAUACUGUAAAACUCAAUCUAAAGCAUGAUAUAAUAGGAAACGUUAAUGAUGUGUGUUACAAACAGGUGAAUAUUUAACAAGGAGUUUAGUCAACUGUGGUUCAAGGGACGCGCGUGAUGCAAUGCCUUGACCUUUCAAUCUAUUUGAAAUAUUAUGUUUAUUUUGCUCACUGCCAAUUACUCAUGCAAGAUGUCGCCGUCUUUUUGUGUGUCCUUAAGGAGUACCUGGACACGCAAAGAAGUCGGCAUAUUCCGCCCACCCUCACCCUGGAACAGACCUUGGUGCCCACCAUCAUCGAUGCACAGUAUGUAUACACACACACACACACACACACACACCAGGCCUAUGUGAUUCCAUUGGAAUUAAUUGAACUUUAUUCCCAAGGGGGAAAUAAAGAUGUCAAAGGCUUACAUACAACCACAUCAUAAAAAAAACAUUUAACAUGCACAUUACAGACAAUAAAGUGCUGAUUCCAUGUGACUGUGAUGAUUCCAUGUGACCCCCCCUUUGUGUUGGUUCAGGCCGGAUCAGGCCCAGUUUGAGGGUGAGCAGGAGGAGCAGCCCAACUCCAGGGACCUGUCGGACGAACCCUGGAGAAGACAGGUCAUCGCCAACCUGGCCAAGCACGUCCUCUUCAGUAAGUAACACCCCCUCUUAUAGGCCUUAGUCCUAUAGUGGUCCUGUGUGGUUCAGUUGGUAAGAGCGUUGGCAGUUUCAAUUCCUGCAGGGAUCACAAACAUACAAAAAAAUGUAUGCACUUUAUUAUAGUCCAAGAGUAGUCAUUUAUUGAAGCUACUCUCUGCCGUAAUGUGUGCACCUUCAAAGACUGGGACCACCAAUGAAAAGCGUAAGCAAAUGAUGGUUCAAAUGCAUUCCAUGACAUUUUCAGAUGCAGAUCAUUGGUUUAGACUAGAGCACUCUUCAGCCCACGACUUUGUCUUGAGUCAGGCCAUUUAUUUUCUUCAUCCAAUGAGUUUCUUUAUUAAUAUAACCCAUUUUCUUAUGGACCUGUAAAAUGUAUAUUUCCUAUGUUUUUCAUAUGAUAUCCACUUAGCUAGUCCCUCUCACAUUUGAUCUCUUAUUAUUAUCUGCUUACUGCACUUUGACUUUCCUUAUCACUCCUCUCUCCAAGAGCACCCCCUUUUUCUAAAGCAAAUCCUUAUACUUAGAACCUAUACUGAAGGAUAUGACCUUAGAGCUUCAUUUUUCAUGAUCCACCGACAACAAUCUGCUUUGUGCUGUGGUCUGAAAACAAACCGUUCUCCCUAGCUUCAUUCAGGGGCAUUCUCCUCAGCUAGUCCUAUUCAUGUCAGCCAAUCAGCUGCUACGGAGCAAUAUGGCAUGUUGUUCUCAGCCAAUCCCAGCGAGGGGAGGAUGGAGGAUCUGGUCAGGGGUGGAAUUGCAGUAUCAGUGGCUGCAGUUGUAAAUGUUUUACACCCAGGCUGACAUUAAACCCAAGAUUAGGCACUAAAGACACCCUCUCUGCGGUUGGAUUGUAUUAUUUAAAUUAUGCCUUUUGGAAACCCACACACACUCUCUCUCUUGCUCUUUCCCUCUUGCAUCUAGUUCUCUCCCUCACGUCUAAUUAUCCCUCGCUCUCUUUCUCUCUCCCUCUUUCUUUAUCAUGUUCAGCCUAUUCCCAGUCCUCUUAUCUUGCUCCCUUUUUUUUGUGUGUUCCUUUUUCAUUAGAACAAUAUUGAAAUCACAAACCCUAGCCAAAAUAUAGCAACUUGUCCAUCUUGAUAGAGCUCCAUCUCACUUCAAGAAGUGACAUCUCGUCUACUUAGUUAGUUGAGAGUUCAAAAGGACUAAUUUCACCAGGGCCCGUAUUCCUAAAGCGUCUCAGAGUAGGAGUGCUGAUCUACGAUCAGGUCCCCAUGUCCAUGCAAUCGUAUUCAUUAUGAUCUAAAAGGCCAAGCUGAUCCUAGAUCAACACUCAUACUCUGAGACGCUUUAGGAAUACAGGCCCUGACCUGUCUUAGCGCCAGCUGACACUGUCACGUUAUUUAGAGACAGUCGCUCACUGUUUACUGUCCUUUCUUUCUCUCGGUCAUUCAUCUGGGCGUCCUGACUGUGACCCUGGUCAGAUAACGUGGUGUCGUCUCUGUUUCCCUCCCACAGCGGCUAACAAGUCCUCAGCGGUCAUGUCCACCCACAUUGUAGCCUGUCUGCUCCUUUACAGACACAGACAGGUAAGCAGCCCUACUUUUCUCAAGAGUAAGAUCCAACGAUCACUUUGAUUCAAGACCUUGCAUUGAAGUAAUUGAUCCCCAUUCAUGGUUUGAUGUGCUUCACUUCAUGUUUCACAACCCAUUAAAGGUAGACUGCAAUAUGACAAAUUCAUACGUGACGGGGUGACUCCCUGCUAACAGACGUCAACAACAAUCAUUUCAAUCUGCCUGGACUGCUGUUAUUGGCUCUUCCCAAUUUGAGGCCCUCACUUGAGUCAUAACCCACAUCGAGAAAAGCCAAUCAUUGCAGAUUAUAAUUUUUUCUUUGUUGAUUUAUGUAAAAAGGAAUUACUCCUAGCUGGGUAUGAUAAUGUCAUAAUGUGGAUUCUACCUUUUUAAGUUGUCAAUAAAAUUACACAUUGCUACUCAUAAAGUAUACUUGGUUUUAGUGCUUAAUUAUCCUCAGGUUGAAUGAACAUUGUGGAAGUAUAGAAUGAACAUUUGGAAUAAUUUAUGAAUGAACAUUACUUAUUAUUUUUAACAUUAUUUUUCACCACAUCUGUGUGUCUCCCCUCUGCUCCACAAGGGGGUUGCGCUGUCCAAGCUGGUGGAGGACUUCUUCAACAUGAAGGAGGAGAUCCUGUCGCGGGACUUUGACCUGGGCUUCUCCGGCAACUCUGAGGACGUGGUCAUGCACGCUCUCCACCUCCUGGACAACUGUGUCAACGUGACCAGCACCAACCGCAACACAGAGUUCACCAUCGCCCCUAGCAAAACGGUGCCGGCGCUGUUCGAGCUCAACUUCUACAGCAACGGCCUCUUCCAUGUCUUUAUCUCGGACGCCAUCAUAGGUACUGACACCGCACGUUGUACUCCGCCACUGUGUUUUGACAUAGGGAAAAGUAUUGAGUGAAAUAAAGUAUACAAAUUAAUUUGUGUUUCCCAAUUGUGUGUUGCGGCCAGUCCCUUUUGGGUUCUGUUCAGUUUAAUGUAUUGAAUUGCCUAUCAUCCACUAAUGUACAUUUAUUUUCAUCGAUGUCUCAAAACACCCGUUUCAUUUUGUCAUCUCACCAUGCGUUCUGUGUCCCCCCUUCUUUUUUUUUGCCCUCUCAGCAUGCAGUGCUCUGGCAUUGCUACGGGAACAGGCGGCGUCUGAGGUGGAGGGGGAGCAGGGCGGGCCCAGCACCCUCCUCAGUCAGGAGAGACUGAUCCGCAAGGCUGCCGGCCUCUCCCACUUCCUCACCAACGAAGUGUCGGUUGCACCGGUCAGUCACUUCUUCCACAUCUCCCCCCCCCCCAGUACACCUGUCCCGUGCACUUAACAACCGUUUUAACGUUCUGCGCAUGUGUUACUUUACACACACGAAAACGUAUUGAACAGCCACUCUGUUUUAGUUAUUCUAUCUCGCCAUCUUGUUCAAAAUGUGUACAUAGGAAUAUUCAACCCCAAAACUAUUUUGGUCCCAUUGUUGAUAUAGUCCCAAAAUGUUUUGCAUUUCAGCAAUCAAGUUUUCAAGAUAUAUAACUUGCAUCAUACCGGCUGCAUUUUGUAUUUUUAAAGUUGUUUAUCUUAACUUGAUUGCUGACAUGCAUAACAUUUUGGGACUAUAUCAACAAUGGACUAACGAAACAAAUACAGAGUUUUCCUUUAAGUGCUAAAUGGAAGAGAUGAGACUGCUUGUGCAGUAUUUUGUUCUGCCAAGCCAGUCUGUUUUCUACCCUUGAUAGAACUAUGAUACAACUGCACCACCUAGCGGGGAAGAUAAAGCACUGUUUCCUUGAGUCAGGAGUAGGCUUGAGUGGUAUACCAGGGUAUUUGGAAAUGGCCGCAGGAUAGUUUUUCAAAACUAUUUCUUUUGAAUUUGAGUAUUUGUAGCAACUUUUUAAGUUAAUACCUGUAGUCAACUUGUGCAAUACCUUAGCAGAUUGCAGUCUUCAUUUCACCUGUCACAUUAGUUUACAUUAUGAAGUUUAACGUAGUUCCCCAGAACAGUUGAGCCAGUCAUGUUUGUUUGUAAAUAGCACAAUGGGAGAAAGCAGGAGCUGGUAUUUGGUUGAACUUGCUUGUAAGCUAAGUGGCUGAAUUAAUAAGGGGAUGGGACGUCAUAUAGUGUUAGCUUUCUGCUGUGUUUGAGAAGUCCAAGCCCUUUGGAUGAGUUAUCUGUACAGCUGCCACUGCCAUCUUGAUUUCCUUGAGUUUUUUCUCAUCUCCUUUCUCGGCCCUUCUUCUCCGAGCAGAGCAGGUAGGCCCAUUGCCCUAGCGACUCCAGUCUCCAAACAGACAGCGUGUACACAUGCUGCUCCAGAGCCAGUGCUGUUCUUCCUUCAGACAAGCAUAUGUCAACUUUGUUCAUUUGCACAAUGUCUCUCUUUCACAGUCGCUUGUAAAUGUCCAAACUCACCAAAAGUGUCCCUGUGCCCUAGAACGCCAUGGUAACCUUUCUAAAUGACUAUUGCUCGGUUAGCACUCACAUCUGUAGCCAUGAAAUGCUUUGAAAGGCUCCACCUCAGGAGGCUGAAAAGAUUCUGCAUGGGCCCUCAGAUCCUCAAAGUUCUACAGCUGCACCAUUGAGAGCGUCUUGACUGACUGCAUCACCACUUGGUAUGGCAACUGCUUGGCAUCCGACCGCAAGGCGCUACAGAGGGUAGUGCAUACGGCCCAGUACAUCACUGGGGCCGAGCUCCGUGCCUUCCAGGACCUCUAUACCAGGCGGUGUCAGAGGAAGGAUAAAAUAAUUGUCAGACUCCAGCCACACAAGUCAUAGACUGUUCUCUCUGCUACUGCACGGCAGGGUGGUACCAAUGCACCAAGUCUGGAACCAACAGGACCCUGAACAGCAUCUACGCCCAAGACAAAAAAACUGCUAAAUAGUUAGUCCGAGUAGCUAUUGGUUAACUAUUUAACGAUCUGCAUUGACCCUUUUUGCACUAACUUUUUUGACUCAUCACCUACACUGCUGUUACCGUUUUAUUAUCUGUCACUUUAUCGAUACCUAUAUGUACAUACAGUUGAAGUCGGAAGUUUACAUACACCUUAGCCAAAUACAUUUCAACUCAGUUUUUCACAAUUCCUGACAUUUAAUCAUAGUAACAAUUCCCUGUCUUAGGUCAGUUAGAAAUGUCAGAAUAAUUGUAGAGAGAAUUGUUUAUUUCAGCUUUUAUUUCUUUCAUCACAUUCCCAGUGGGUCAGAAGUUUACAUACACUCAAUUAGUAUUUGGUAGCAUUGCCUUUAAAUUGUUUAACUUGGGUCAAACAUUUCAGGUAGCCUUCCACAAGCUUCCCACAAUAAGUUGGGUGAAUUUUGGCCCAUUCCUCCUGACAGAGCUGGUGUAACUGAGUCAGGUUUGUAGGCCUCCUUGCUCGCACACACUUUUUCAGUUCUGCCCCCAAAUGUUCUAUAGGAUUGAGGUCAGGGCUUUGUGAUGGCCACUCCAAUACCUUGACUUUGUUGUCCUUAAGCAAUUUUGCCACAACUUUGGAAGUAUGCUUGGGGUCAUUGUCCAUUUGGAAGACCAUUUGCGACCAAGCUUUUAAUUUCCUGACUGAUGUCUUGAGAUGUUGCUUCAAUAUAUCCACAUAAUUUUCCUCCUGCAGCAAAGCACCCCCACAGCAUGAUGCUUCCACCCCCGUGCUUCACGGUUGGGAUGGUGUUCUUCGGCAUGCAAGCCAACCCCCUUUUUCCUCCAUAACGAUGGUCAUUAUGGCCAAACAGUUCUAUUUUUGUUUCAUCAGACCAGAGGACAUUUCUCCAAAAAGUACGAUCUUUGUCCCCUUGUGCAGUUGCAAACCGUAGUCUGGCUUUUUUAUGGCGGUUUUGGAGCAGUGGCUUCUUCCUUGCUGAGCGGCCUUUCAGGUGAUGUUGAUAUAGGACUCGUUUUACUUUGGAUAUAGAUACUUUUGUACCUGUUUCCUCCAGCAUCUUCACAAGGUCCUUUGCUGUUGUUCUGGGAUUGAUUUGCACUUUUCGCACCAAAGUACGUUCAUCUCUAGAAGACAGAACGCGUCUCCUUCCUGAGCGGUAUGAUGGCUGCGUGGUCCCAUAGUGUUUAUACUUGCGUACUAUUGUUUGUACAGAUGAACGUGGUACAUUCAGGCAUUUGGAAAUUGCUCUCAAGGAUGAACCAGACUUGUGGAGGUCUACAAUUUUUUUCUGAGGUCUUGGCUGAUUUCUUUAGAUUUUCCCAUGAUGUCAAGCAAAGAGGCACUGAGUUUGAAGGUAGGCCUUGAAAUACAUCCACAGGUACACCUCCAAUUGACUCAAAUGAUGUCAAUUAGCCUAUCAAAAGCUUCUAAAGUCAUGACAUCAUUUUCUGGAAUUUUCCAAGCUGUUUAAAGGCACAGUCAACUUAGUGUAUGUAAACUUCUGACCCACUGGAAUUGUGAUACAGUGAAUUAUAAGUGAAAUUGUCUGUAAUGAAUUGUUGGAAAAAUUACUUGUAUCAUGCACAAAGUAGAUGUCCUAACCGACUUGCCAAAACUAUAGUUUGUUAACAAGAAAUGUGUGGAGUGGUUGAAAAACAAGUUUUAAUGACUCCAACCUAAGUGUAUGUAAACUUCCGACUUCAACUGUAUCUACCUCAAUUACCUCGUACCCCUGCACAUCGACUCGUUACCCUGUGUACUGUAUAUAGCCGAGUUAUCAUUACUCAUUGUGUAUUUAUUCCUUGUGUUAUUAUUUUUCAAUUAUUUCUCUUUUCUCUCUGCAUUGUUGGGAAGGGCCCGUAAGCAUUUCACCGUUAGUCUACACUUGUUGUUUAUGAAGCAUGUGACAAAUACCCGUGUAGCUCAGUUGGUAGAGCAUGGCGCUUGCAACGCCAGGGUUGUGGGUUCGUUUCCCACGGGGGGCCAGUAUGAAAAAAUGUAUGCACUCACUAACUGUAAGUCGCUCUGGAUAAGAGCGUCUGCUAAAUGACUAAAAUGUAAAAAUGUAAUAUGAUUUGACCUAGGGCUGGGCGAUGUGGCCAAAAUUUAAUAUCACGAUAUUAGUCAAAUUUAUGAUGGUAUUUUAUGUUUUGAAUAAUACAUGUUAUACAUUUGCUUUGAGUUGUGCAUGACCCUAGGGAGGCAACGCAUACAUUCGAUGUGAUUUCAAUGGGGCUUUCUCCUUUCUGAUUUGUUUUAUACUGUUCAAUCAAACUUCAACCAAAAAUAAUUUUCUGCAUUUUCAUAAAUUUCUGCAUUUCCAGCACUCAUUUGAGAUCAUUUCCACACUGCCACAUAGGGCUCCAAAACAUCUUGGCCUUAUUUCUAACAAAUUAUUGCACUUGGGUGAGCUGUUGGAAUCAUGGAAAUAGAAUGACUAUUCUAAUUCUAUAGUUAGAAUAUAAUAGUGGGCACUUAGAAUAGUGUUUGACAUGACAACAAAUGAAAAAGCCAGGGAGGCGUUAUUGCGAUAGGGUAGGGACCAAAGUGUUGGUCAUUGUUUCCUUGGGAACCCUAUAAUCUUUGGCUAAAUUAUGUGUUUUUCUCUUAGCUACUUAAUGUAGCUAACAUAUUCAUGCGUCGCCUUUUCCUCUUUGAUUUAGAAGAUAGUGUUGCACAAACAACAUGCUGAUUUAGGCCUACACCAUCUCUGGUAUCAGGCUGUAUUAGCUAGCUAUGUUUACUCAGACUCUGUACAUUUACUAGCUAGCCAGCAAACUAGCAAUUAGCAUUAGCGGCUAAAACAAUUUGUUUUAGCCACAACUUGCUAAGAACUUGCUGUUUGCGGACCGUAAGAUACAAACUAAUGGUGUCAUUAUAGAAUGCUUGUGGAUUUAUAUUAAGACGCAGUGUCAUCAACAUCUUGAUGCAUGUGCUGCAUUGACCAUGCAGACUGAACGCAAGUGGUCUCGUAGUCGAGCAACAACUGCACUCCUUGAGUGACGGGGUGGGGCUUGGUCUGUGUGGAAUGGAGAGAGGGCGGGAGAGGAGAGGGAUGACUCAAGUAGCGGAGAAAACUAUCAAAAUGGAUGCUACACACAACAGAGUAGCAUCCCACAUUUAACAAACCAAACAUUGAAAUACCGUUAUAGAAGGUAAAGUAAAAACCCAAACUGGUCCAUGCAUCAAUACUGGUAUAUAGUAUACCGCCCAAUGCUACUACUACCUACAGUGCCUACAGAAAGUAUUCACACCCCUAUUACUUUUUCCACAUUUUGGUACUAAAGUUAUACUGCAAAAAAUGUGGCAAAGCAAAUCACUUUUGAUCCUGAAUACAAAGUUAUGUUUGGGUAAAUCCAAUACAACACAUUGAGUAACACUCUCCAUAUUUUCAAGCGUAGUGGUGGCUGCAUCAUGUUAUGGGUAUGCUUGUAAUCAUUAAGGACUGGGGAGUUUUUCAGGACAAAAAAAGAAAUGGAAUGGAGCUAAGCACAGGCACAAUCCUAGAGGGAAAACCUGGUUCAGUGUGCUUUCCACCAGACACUGGGAGAUGAAUUCACCUUACAGCAGAACAACAACCUAAAACACCAGGCCAAAUCUACACUGGGGUUGCUUACCAAGAAGACAGUGAAUUUUCCUGAGUGGCUGAGUUACAGUUUUGACUUCAAUCUACUUGAAAAUCGAUGGCAAGACCGGAAAAAGGGUUGUCUAGGAAUGAUCAACAACCGAUUUGACAGAGCUUGAAGAAAUUUUGAAAAGAAUGAUGGGCAAAUGUUGCACAUUCCAGGUGUGGAAAGCGCUUAAAGACUUACCCAGAAAGACUCAUAGCUGCAAUUUCUGCCAAAGGUGCUUCUACAAAGUAUUGACUCGGGUGUGAUUACUUAUGUAAAUGAGAUUUCUGUAUUUCAUUUUCAAUACAUUUGCAAACAUUUCUAAAAACAUGUUUUCACUUCGUCAUUAUAGGGUUUUGUGUGUAGAUGGGUGAGGAAAAAACAUCUCUUUUUUUUUUAAAUCAAUUUUGAAAACAGGCUGUAACACAAUGUGGAAUAAGUCAAGGGGUAUGACUACUUUCUUGUAUAACGUUAUGAGCUGGAUUGCCUGUUUUUGCGAUUUAUUUACGUUUGCGCUCGUUAGCAUAUUUAGUUAACAGCCUCUAUGGACAUUUGCUAGUAAAAUGUGUCUAAGGGUUGUUUUUGUUUUUUUGCUCCCCCUUGUGUGCUAAAAUGGUAAUACCAUAAAUCCUGGUAUGACGAUAUGAAAAUCUGGAUACCGCCCAACCCUAGUCACUAGAGCGGAAAGGGAAAAUGUUGCUAAGUGGUACACAAUAUAUCACAUGUUCAUCCAGGGUGAAAGCUGUAUCAAUGUGGGAUUUACUCUUUAUUUACCUGUGUGUGUGUCAAUAGUGACCAUUGUCUCCUCUCCAUCCCCAGCCCUGUCAGACUAUCUAUCAGGUCUUCCACGAUGCUGUCAGCCGUUUGAUCCAGUAUGGAGUUCUGUAUGUGGCAGAGGUGAAUUUUACAUGAGAAGGAAUGCUGCACACUGCCAAAACAAUGUCUUCAGGCUCAAAUGAAAUGUUACUUAAUGUUCUGGCAAAUGUUCUGAACCACGUUUGUGUGUGUGCGCGUUUGUUUGUGUUAUUGUGUGUGUCCGUCCGUGUAUUCAUCCAGGAGGACCAGGAAGAGCUGACCCCCAGCCCCACCGAGGAGCCAUGGCCUAAGAAGUUCCCUGAGCCCCUGUCGUGGAGGAGUGAUGAGGAGGACGAGGACAGUGACUUUGCAGAGGAGCAGAGGGACCGCUACCUCAAGGUAAGCCAGCCACACUGACCUUGGAAAACAAUCACCACAGUCAUAGUUAGCUUGGGUGUCCAAAAUGGCACUCUUUUUCCUAUGUAGUGUAGUACAAUAGAUAUACAGAUAACUGCCAAAAUAAAGGAUACACCAACAUAAAGUUUCUUAAUAGUGCGUUGGACCACCACGAGCUGCCAGAACAGCUUCAAUGCGCCUUGGCAUAAAUUCUACAAGUGUCUGGAACUCUAUUGGAGGGAUGCAACACCAUUCUUCCAAGAGAAAUUCCAUAAUUUGGUGUACAUUUUACAUUUACAUUUUAGUCAUUUAGCAGACGCUCUUAUCCAGAGCGACUUACAGUUAGUGAUUACAUAUAUAUAUAUAUAUGUUUUUUUUUUUAUAUAUAUACUGGCCCCCCGUGGGUACUUGAUGGUGGUGGAAAACGUGGUCUCAGGCACCGCUCCAGGAUCUCCCAUAAGUGUUCAAUUGGGUUGAGAUCUGGUGACACACACACACACACACCCUUUAAACCCCCUAUGCUCCUUUGAGACCCCUCUUUCAAAGUCACUGAGAUCUCUUCUUCUAGCCAUGGUAUCCAAAAUAAUGGGCAACUGGGCAUUUUUAUACAUGACCCCUAAGCAUGAUGGGAUGCUAAUUGCUUAAUUAACUCAGGAACCAAAUCUGUGUGAAAGCACCUGAUUUCAAUAUACUUUGUAUCCCUCAUUUACUCAAGUGUUGCCUUUUUUAAAAUUUUGGCAGUAAACCUGGACACCCCUUCAAAUUAGUGGAUUCGGCUAUUUCAGCCACACCCGUUGCUGACAGGUGUAUAAAAUCAAGAGCACAGACAUGCAAUCUCCAUAGACAAACAUUGGCAGUAGAAUGGCCUUACUAAAGAGCUCAGUGACUUUCAACGUGGCACCGUCAUAGUAUGCCACCUUUCCAACAAGUCAGUUCGUCAAAUUUCUGCCCUGCUAGAGCUCCCCCGGUCAACUGUAAUUGCUGUUAUUGUGAAGUGGAAACGUCUAGGAGCAACAAUGGCUCAGCCGCGAAGUGAACGGGACCGGAGAGUGCUGAAGCACGUGGUGCAUAAAAAUCGUCUGUCCUCGGUUACAACACUCACUACCGAGUUCCAAACUGCCUCUGGGAGCAACAUCAGAACAAGAACUGUUCGUCGGGAGCUUCAUGGAAUGGGUUUCCAUGGCCGAGCAGCCACACACAAGCCUAAGAUCACCAUGCACAAUGCCAAGCGUUGGCUGGAGUGGUGUAAAGAGCACCGCCAUUGGACUCUGGAGCAGUGGAAACGCUUCACCAUCUGGCAGUACGACGGAUGAAUCUGGGUUUGGCGGAUGCCAGGAGAACGCUACCUGCCCCAAUGCAUAGUGCCAACUGUAAAGUCUGGUGGAGGAGGAAUAAUGUUCUGGGGCUGAUUUUCAUGGUUCGGGCUAGGCCCCUUAGUUCCAGUGAAGGGAAAUUUAACGCUCCAGCAUACAAUGAUACUCUAGACAAUUCUGUGCUUCCAACUUUGUGGCAACAGUUUGGGAAAGGCCUUUUCCUGUUUCAGCAUGACAAUGCCCCCGUGCACAAAGUGAGGUCCAUACUGAAAUGGUUUGUCGAGAUCGGUGUGGAAGAACUUGACUGGCCUGCACAGAGCCCUGACGUCAACCCCAUCGAUCACCUUUGAGAUGAAUUGGAACGCCGACUGCGAGCCAGGCCUAAUCGCCCAACAUCAACGCCCGACCUCACUAAUGCUGUUGUUGUUGAAUGGAAGCAAGUCCCCGCAGCAAUGUUCCAACAUCUAGUGGAAAGCCUUCCCAGAAGAGUGGAGGAUGUUAUAGCAGCAAUUGCGGACCAACUCCAUAUUUAAUGAUUUCGGAAUAAGAUGUUUGACGAGCAGGUGUCCACAUACUUUUGCGGUGUAUGUAUGUGUUGCAUUUAUAUUUUUGAUAGAUAGAAAUAGCAACAAUUUCUUUAGAUUUUUACUGAGGUACAGUUCAUUUGAGGAAAUUAGUCUAUUGAAAUAAUUUCUUUACAUUUUAGUCAUUUAGCAAACGCUCUUAUCCAGAGUGACUUACAGUAGUGAGUACAUACAUUUUAAUACUAAUUUUUUUUACUGGUCCCCCGUGGGAAACCCACAACCCUGCCGCUGCAAGAGCCAUGCUCUACCAACUGAGCUACACAGGAUCAUUAGGCCCUAAUAUAUGGAUUUUACAUGACUGGAAAUACAGAUAUGCAUCUGUUGGUCACAUAUAACUGAAAUGGGCCUCACAAUGGCCCUCAGGAUCUCGUCACGGUAUUUUUGCGCAUUCAAAUUGUGUUCGUUGUCCGUAUCUUAUACCUGCCCAUACCAUAAUCCCACUACCACCAUGGGGCACUCUGUUCACAACACUGACAUUGGCAAACCGCUCGCCGACACACGUGGUCUGCGGUUGUGAGGACGGUUGGACAUACUGCCAAAUUCUCUGAAACGACGUUGGAUGCAGCUUAUGGUAUAGAAAUGAACGUAAAAUUCUCUGGCAUAUCUCUGGUGGACAUUCCUGCUGUCAGCUUGCCAAUUGCAAGCUCCCUCAACUUGAGACAUCUGUGGCAUUGUGUUGUGUGACACAACUGCACAUUUUAGAGUGGCCUUUUAUUGUCCCCAGCACAAGGUGCACCUGUGUAAUGAUCAUGCUGUUAAAUCAUCUUCUUGAUAUGCCACACCUGUCAGGUGGAUGGAUUAUUUUGGCAAAGGAGAAAUGCUCACUAACAGGGAUGUAAACACAUUUCUGCACAAAAUAUGGGAUUUAAGUGCCUUUGAACAGAGUAUGGUAGUAGGUGUGUCAAUCAGCAUCCAGGACCCAAACUACCCAGUUUUUAUAUACAGUGGCAUAUAAAAUUAAUGAUGCCUUUUCAGCUAGCUGAAUAAGAAGUGAUAAACAAAUAUGAUGUAAACACAUGAGUUCAAUCAAAGCUACCGGAGAUAAGAUGUGUAUUUAUCUGUGGCCAAUGACCUUGAGGCUUCUUGGGCGGGGCACCACUUAUGUAACUGUAUGGCAGCACCCAAGGGGGCUAAAGCUGCCUGGCCCUCCCAUUACCUGCUGCAGUCGCACACUGUCCUUCACUCACCCAACUGAAGCCCUUGAGCAUGCUCCAAUUAUGCGCAACAUAUCACGCACAACCAGAGAAAAUUUAUGGGCUAGCCCCUCCGCAACGUAGCACUGAGAGAGGCUGAAAUAGCUGCAUUCGGGAACUGACUUACUCAAAGAAAAUGUACCAAAACGCCAAUACAACGGGGAUGCGGCCACGUAUGAUUUAUUAACUCAAGCAAUUAAAAAACUAAAACAUGUUUGCUAACUGAUAUGUUGUGGCAUGAAUGAAUGCCAGAAUUACAUGCAAAACAGAAGUAUCUGCUGGAGGGUGGUGCGGCUGAGCCCCACUUGCCCUGAAUGACGCGUCGCCACUGAGCUGUCGGCUCUCACUCACUCUCCCCCCCUGUUCGCACAGAUUAGGCUAAAGGGAGAGAUGCAUUCCGAGACUGAGCAAACACUGUUUUUAAAGCAACUACUGUUAUUGUUAGAGGACUGUCUCAGCGUCCUGUGCGUAUGACACAUUUUUUUCUCAACUCUAAAUAUUUAGGCAAUGGCACAACUUUACAAUCGUAGGGCAUUACAUUUUACUGUUGACUAAAUUACAUGGCUAUCUAGCUAAUGUGUUUUGAGUUCCCACUUCUUCAGGUGGUAAAUAGCCUAGGCCAAUAUGUACAAAAAAGAUGCAGGCAAAUUAAUCUCUAAAGAGCCAAAAAUAAAUCUGAUCCUAUUUUGACACGUUGCACAUCAAUCAUGCAUUCCCUGAUCAUGUUAGAUGAAAUAGCCAACUUCUUUCUUGUCUUACUACUUAAUGGCACUAGAAAAAGUUAGUCUAGAGCCCUGCCGCUAAUAGAAAGUAACUGCAUUUAAGACAAAUAUUGUAUUGUUGAGAAAUGUCAAUUUAUUGUGAUAUUACUUUUUUAUCUGUAUCGAAUAGGGUGCUGCCCUUCGGAUGCAGCCCUUGUUAUACCUUGACUCAUACACCCUUACACACGCUGAUAUUGCCUACACCUUUAUGUACCAGGUCCAGUGUUUGUGCUGCCGUUUUGUCCACAACAAUCCUAAACUGUGUCAAACUUUUAAAAAGACCUCUGACCGUUGCCCGUGUGCAUGUGUGUAUCCACAGGUGAGCCUAUCCCCCGAGCACCAGGAGUUCUUUGUCUUCCUGCAGCGUCUCCUCAGCCCCGUACUGGAGGCCUACAGCGGGGCGGCCAUCUUUGUCCACAGCCUGAGCCAGCCCAUGGCCGAGCCAGAGUACACGCAGCAGCUCUUCCGAUACCUGCUCACGCGCACCGAGAAGGGAGUGGCUGCCUACGGUACAUAUCGUUGUUAGACGUUUCUUUUCUGUACUGCGGCUUUUACCAGAUAAAGACCUCAAAGAGCUCUGCAAAUCGUACACUGUAAUGCCGCCUAAUAUCACGUUUUAAUACUAAUGUUCUGAACUGGGGCCAUAAGUAUGAAGCUUCUCAGAGUAGGAGUGCUGAUCUAGGAUCAGCUCCCCACGUCCAUAUAAUCUUGUUCUUUGUCAUCUAAAAGGCUAAACUGAUCCUAAAUCGGCACUACUCUAAGACUACUUCAUACAGCCCCUGAGGUUGAUCUUUGUCAGGACAAACAACUGGAAAUAAGAUCCUCUCUCGUCUUCUAUCGUUUAUGGUCUUCUGUUCUCUUCUCUCAGGUGAAAGUGCGACACACUACCUCGUGAAGAACACAGUGAGAACGUUUAAGGAACUUGGGGUGAGAGACCAUUCGCUAAAUUGUAGAAUGUAGCGUCCAUCCUCCCUCUCUGUUUUGGUAGUUCUGAAGACUGUCUUCUGUUAGUCAACUUCUGAAAAUAUAUAUGCACAAAACUCAGUGGUGGCUCAUUGCAGAACAAACUCUGCUGAUAUUCUAAUCUAAAUUCCAAAAAGCUUUUCUAACUUUAUUUGUAUUUUUAUUAUGUGUUCUCUAAUUUAAAUGGCUGCAGGUCCUGAAGGAGAGGCGGGAGAACCGUGUGUCAUUGGUUGAGCUGAGCAGCACCUUCCUACCUCAGGCGAAUCGGAACAAGCUUCUGCAUUACAUCCUGGGCUUCACCCUCCUGUGACCUACGACCUUCCCACCCAGCUCCACCCACCCUGUCUCCCCUCCACAAGGGCUUUUACUGGCUAGUUCUAACCAAUCAGAGGUGCUACUCUAUGGAAAGCUUUACCAGGAAGUGCCUUUCGUGAAACCACUAUUAGCCAGAAGAGACUUGAAGUCAGUCUUCCUCCUCCAGUUGAGACCCUUCCACCUGUAGAACUGUGCAGCUAGAUUGAAAGGAAAAAACAAAACAAAACAAAACUGUCCCUCAUCUGACUCUAUAAUCGUCCUUCAGUGAAAGUCAGUUUUUAAUUGGAUUGGUCUUUUAACUAUAAUAAUACGUAUUCAUUAACUGUAGGAAUACGUAUUCAUCUUCGUUGGACUAAUCAUCUUGUUUAUCUCUCAGUCCAGUAAAUGAAUGUCAUCUUUACAAACACAAAAAACAAUGCCUUUGGUGUAAAAAAAUAAAAUAAAGUCAGAGGGCAUUUUUACUCAUUUGCACCAGAAUGCAUGUAGAAAAUUUGCUCAUUGCUAGGCCCCUAUCCAUGUUAGAAACUGAAACCACAUGUUAGAAACAGACAUAAUGAAGAAGACUAAAAAAAAAAGCAUGCCAGUCAAACAACUCACUAUAUACAAGUGUUACUCAUCUCAAGUUUAGUCCAUGGGCGUGUCUACAGUGAGCAGGCAGCCCAUGGUUAUGUAGACCUCUAAAGACAUUAACCUGUGUUGUUAUUUUUCUGUGUUGUAUGUAUGAAUGAAAGGGCAUUCUGGUGCAACCGCUACAUAAAGCUUGCCCUUUGUGUUACCUUGAACAUGGGCCACUCGCUUUGAUGUCUGACAAUCGGCAGACUCGUCGCGCUACCUUUUUUCUGACUGAAUUGGCAACUGUGGCUCAGAAUUCCUGGUGUUAAAACAUAAUUGUAUGAUUUCCAUAGCCAUUUGGAACAGCUACGUAGCUACAUGUAAAACAUUUUAUUAGUGUUUUACGUCUGCCGAAAUGGAAUUAGAAUUUGUCAAAAUGUUUAACUAAAGCAGAGAGCUGAUAUGAACAAAUAUGAAUUGCUGCACAAUAUAAAAAAGAACAACAAAAAAUCUCUUCUCGAGAGUCAUGAAGCAUUACGAUACCCUGCAAAAUCCAGCACUUCCUCUUCAUGCACGAGAGUAUGUAGUAUAGUUUAGGUACUAAAACUGUAGUCCUGCAAAGGUUACAGUACAGCCGAGUAGGUCUUUGCCGUGCUAGCACCCUUUUUACAAAUUGAUUCAAAUGUAAUAACCAAUUUUAGUGUUGCUAAAACAUGAGUUGUAUAUUACUAAAUGUACUUGCAAGCCUUAAAUAGCAUACAAUGCUCUUGCAAUGUAUACUUUGACUUUGUCGUGAAUUAUUUUGGUACGGGGGUGGGGGAUCCGAUUGGUGUGUUUACCCAACAUCUACAUUUAAUGUUACGCAUCAGAGCACAUAAACGUCCUCAAACCUGUCCUACGAGUUGCAUAAGAUCAGCAUAGCAAGCCUCUCUUUAAUUUUCCAUUAACUUAUCUAUGGUCUCCCACUGUAUCUUCCUUAGAGUGGGGUGGGUUGGUAAACUCAUCUGUCUAUUUUACUUGUUCUUACUCGCAAAGACCGUACUGUAGAAUACCUUUACAUAGUUUUACAUGGUUGCCUCCACAUGGUUCGGUUGUUAGCAUAGUCACAGGAGGACUGUUGGUUAUGAAUGGUAAAUAUCCCAUGAACAUCUCAUUUGGUUCAUUAAACAAGCUAACUGGUCCUCCUGAAGCUAGCACGUUAGAUGGGAGGUAUUGGCUUAGAUGUGUGUGUCCUAUAGCUAGCUUUGCACACUGGAAUAGGUUAUUUUUAGUCAUACUUCGAGGAAAAGAUCUGUCUCCAUUUUUUGCCUUAUGUAAAGCCGCAAAGCUUUAGCUAGUUAGUACAUCAAUAGUCCCUCUAUCCUAUCUCCAUUUCUCCUUUGUGGUCUUUGGUAUGGAGUAUGAACCUAAUAAUCCAUCAGCUGCCAGGCUUGUCCUUUCGCAAGUGUGUGUGUUGACCCUUCUCGUUGUGGACUAGCCUCUCUGGCUGGGUAAUAAGGCCCUGUUUUAAGACUUUAGAAAUGCAUCCCUUCUAUCUUUAACAUCUCUGAUCUGUGAAAGCAAGGUUUCUGUACUUUAUUACUCGGUCUUCUCCAAUCUUGCCAAGGAAGGAAUGAUGCAUAUUCUAGAAGUACAUGAACAGGGCCCAACUCCCUGUCCGGUAAUAUUGGUGUCUGAGGCGUUGGGGUCGGUCAUGCCUAUGUGCAGCGCAGGCUAGUUUGAAAAUGAAGGUUUGAGGUAAUGGGAGCAAAGGGAAAGCCAAUGAAAGUGCAAGGGGUGGCUGUGACAACACAAAUGUUGAAAAAGAUUAACUAGAGAGACUGCUCAAGACCAGUCUAGUUUACACUAUUGGUACCAGUCUUGAUUUUAAGAAAUUUACUAAUUUGGUGUUUAGGUGGAGAAAUAUGGAUUUGUAUAUAGUUUAAGCCCUAUUGCGAUAUUGUUUAUUAAUUUGCCGAUCAUGGUCUGCAAGGGCAUAGUGAAAUGUAACUCAUCAAAAUUAGUUUAAAUGUAUUAAGCUUAGCUUGAGUCAAUGUCAAAUGUAGCAGAUUAAAUGUCCCUGUAUUUAUGGUUUAGUUGUGUAAAACUGUUUAGAUAAAACACUGGAACUCUGCGUUGGGCAGUUAUUUAAAAAUGUUGGAACUGAAUCUGAACGCAACUCUGCAUUAUGAUAUGGACUUUGUCAUUUUCCAUUUGAAUUGCACGUCUUCAGUAUUCAUAAGGAUAGAGCUGACACCAUUGAAUAGCAGAGGCUCACAAGGGGAGUUAAAUGAGCACAGAGCAUCAAAUCCUCAUUUUGAAACUUUUUGGUGUUGCCAGGGCCUGGAUGUUUCUUUUGGGAACCACACAAGGGGGAAAUACAUUUUCGUAGCAACUUGUUUGCUAGGUGCCACACAGUACCUAUGGUAUGUUGAACAGAUAUGGUAUGUAUGUAUAUUGAAUGGGGACAUCUGUGUGCAGUGCACGCUAUAAGAACACAGUCACAGCUAUCUAUCUACUCUCUCGGUACAGACCGUAGCUCCGAGAGCCCAGUAUUUAAAGCAAUAAUAACCCCAGAUUCUGUAAGUUACUCAAACUCACCCCUGUGGCACGCCAAAGUCGAGACGAGGCUUUGUGUAUGUAUCUGCUGGCCGCCAUCAAUUUCAUAGGAACUCUAUACUUAACCUGAUAAAUAUAGACUAGUUACAGACUAGUGUGUGAAUACUUUAUUUGAAGAGAAUGAUAGUAAUUUGAGUAGGAAACCAAGUUUGGUUUGUUACUUCUGUAUCGUACCUUUCCCCCAAAUAGUAAAAUGUGUUAGUUGUAGGACUCUCGAUUUAAUCAGCGCACAAACAUGUUUAGUUUUGACACAUCUGGAUGGUGAUUGAAUCAUGUCACUAAUGUGAGCAGCAACAUGUUGAUGCCAAAAUGAUGCAUACAAACCACGUUAACUUGUUUUAGACAAUAAACCUUAACUGUAUUCUUUGAGCAUGGUGCCUUUUAUUGCACUGUAGAGUUUUCUUUGUGUUUUUUGGUGUAUGUUGUGCAUGUUAGCUGAGGCCCAUGUAGCAUGGCCGCUAAAAGAAUUCACUGUAGGAGUAGUAACUCGUUAGAAAAAGUCAUUAUUUUCUUACAAGAACACAAAUUUACCAUAGGAAGAGAGUCGCCAGCUACUAAAAAAAACAAAUGACACUCUUUAUGUUCCUGCUCCCAUAGAACAAAAACAAUAUCCAAGCACAGUUGUCAGCACAUUUAUGUUUGUUUUGUUUUAAAAUAAAUUAAUGCUAGAUUAACAA